Molecule: messenger RNA, 3546 nt
Organism: Conger conger (European conger)
Lineage: Eukaryota; Metazoa; Chordata; Actinopteri; Anguilliformes; Congridae
Gene: faim2a
Product: Fas apoptotic inhibitory molecule 2a
Exons: 12
Coding region: 175-1098 (307 amino acids)
Biological process (GO): negative regulation of apoptotic signaling pathway
Cellular component (GO): endoplasmic reticulum; Golgi apparatus; membrane
Source: RefSeq, a predicted model, not a curated record
CAUUUGUGCGCCAGGAAUGCACCUAUGGGAUGCACAUCGCGGAGGAGUAUUCAUGGCCAUUGUUUUGGUCUGAGCAGUGUUAGCUAAGUUAGUUUUUGCAGUCGGCGCGAAAUUACAUCGCAGUGUCUGGAAUCAUCCCCCCCACCCCCCAAGCCAGGAAUCUAGAGACCAACAAUGAGUCUCCCAGCUGCCCCACCCAGCUACGCCGAAGCUAUAGCAGGGGACAGGGAGCCACGAUUUGGUGCCCCCCCUUACACCACCCAACCACCACCAUUGCCACCCUCAUCAGUGCCCAUCCACCCAACCUGGGCCUUUGUACAUCCAAGCCCCAGCCCCGGCUAUGUUAACCCCUAUGCCUCAGACGUGACGUCGCCCUUCUCCGACCCCAGCACCAGCGGCAGCUGCGACGGACUCAGCGGAGAUGGCUGGGAGGACAAGAACGUCCGCCGGAUGUUCAUCCGCAAAGUCUUCACAAUUCUGAUGAUUCAGCUGAUGGUGACCUUUGCUGUUGUGGCACUGUUUACAUUCUGUGAUGAAGUCAGACAGUUUGUACAGUACAAUCUUGUCCUUUAUUUGGCCUCUUAUAUCACUUUCAUGGGGACGUACCUUAUACUGGUGUGCAGUACAACCACCAGACGGCAAUACCCCACAAAUCUCAUUCUACUCUCCGUCUUCACUUUGGCAAUGUCCUACAUGGCAGGAAUGCUGGCAAGUUAUCACAACACCAAGGUGGUGAUGCUGUGUGUGGGGAUUACCGCUGCAGUAUGCCUUGCGGUGACUCUCUUCUGCUUCCAGACAAAGUUCGACUUCACCUCGUGCCACGGCCUCAUGUUCUCCCUCAUGAUGGUGCUGAUGGUGACGGGUCUGCUGCUCAUCUUCACCGCCCCCUUCGGAUACAUUCCCUGGCUACAGACAGCCUAUGCUGGACUGGGGGCUCUGGUCUUCACACUGUUCCUAGCAUUUGACGUGCAGCUCCUAAUGGGUAACCGGCGGUAUUCCUUAAGCCCAGAAGAGCACGUGUUUGGGGCUAUAUGCCUAUACAUGGACAUAGUCUACAUCUUCUUCUUCCUCCUUCAGCUGUUUGGCCGCCAAGAGUGAACCCUUGUCAAUGCCCUGCCCCACCUCUGGUUCAGUGAGAGAAUCAUGUGAUUCAGCGAGAGCUGGGGGGGGGGGGGGGUUUAAUCAAGAUACUCUUUCCGUGUUGGCAACUCUAUUAACUGGGCACAAUGCAAUACAAUCAUUUCCUUAUCUUUGUUGGUAUGCAAGAUUCAAGGUUGCCAGGUCUGCGAGGGUGACUGACACUCUGUCCACAGCUCCAGCCUUGCGGCACUACAGCGCCCUCUGGUAGCUAUUAUACUGUAGUGCAGGGCUAUCCAAUAACAUCAGUAGCUUUCUUUUUUUAAUCCAGACCUGAGCUUUCAAACAUUUCUUACAGAGGCUAAAACUGAAAAUGCUAGGUUGAGUGUUCUGUGGUGACCUGCAUUAAAAAGCCAUUGUAAAAGUUUGCUGGAUGCAAUUUCCAUCCCAACAUUAUCAGUUGAAUGAUAAUGAAGCACUGGUGUUCUACAAGUAAGUCAGCCCAAAAAACCCCAGGGAAAGAGCUAUAAUAUCAAAGCAAUAAUAUGUUUAGGAGUGUCUAUGCAGACCUGCUGGGGCCAUUGGUACAGCUGAGCUGAAAUAUCAUUGUCAGGCCUAGUCCUAAAGAAUUCAUUUUGUUUUACUGACAAUUUGCUACACUGUUCACCACUGGUGUGGGUUAAAAAAAACAAAAAAAACUAGACGGGUUGUUGCUGGCCUUUUGAUAUUAAGCCCAGUAUCUCAGUGUUAGUAAAGGGAAAAAUCUGACAAGAUAUGUUUGAAUUAAAAAUGGGUUAAACUAUGUUUUAAACUAUGUUUGAUUGGCUACUAAUAUGAAUUUCCCAAGUUUCCCAGUCAGUUGUCCCUUGUACCGUUUAAUAUUUACCAGCCACAUGGAAGCCUUAAUUGUCUUUUUGGUCAUUUUGUGGCUCUUUAUUAAGACUGAUUUUGAUAUAUAUUUUGGUGACUGAUGCUGUAAAGAUUAUUCAUGACUAUCAGUAAAUGUUUGUGUUUAUUAUAAGCAUGGUAUUAAUUAUGGCUGUCCAACCAUUCAAGAAAGGAGUUUUAAUGUGGCAUUAAGAAUAACUUAUCCAGAAAGAGACAGCCACACACAUUAACUGUUGCUGUCACUGUGUGUGUCACCCAAACUACCAAAAUCUACGUGGACACGAAUGUCCUUUCUAUCUCUUAAUAUAUGGUGUAUAGAAUUCGGCCAUCUUGUUUCAGAUUCUUGCAUAUGUAAUAUAAAAAAUAUUUCAUUAUGCAAUAUCAUCACACUGGUUGUUUAUAUGGGAACAGCUGCAGUAGUGUGAGACUUUGGUCCUCAAAGGCAAAGCAGAUCAUUGAAAUCCAUGAUUAUUCCAGCUUUCUAUGAAAAUGUGUCACGAUAUGCAUAUUUGUCAUUGUGUUAAAAUCAAGUGUUCACAUAUAUAGUGUAAACAUGGGUGUAACUGAAGUGACAUCAUAUUCAAAGAAAGGGCAGUUAGAUUUUUUUUUAGAUCAUGUAAUAUCUGUUGUUUGCCAAAUGCAUGAAUGUUAAUACUAAAGUAGUAAAUUUGGGAAAGUUUCUUGCUGUAAGCAGAUAUACACUCAGUGAACACUUUAUUAGGUAUUUUUUGGACUUAUUAGUUGCUAAUAAGCCUAUCCACUUGGAGGUUUUAUGCAGUGAGCUCACAGAAGCUCUUCUGCAUACCACUGUUGUAAUGCAUGGUUAUUUGCGUUACUGUCACCUUCGACCAGUCUGGCCCUUCACCUCUCAUUAACAAUGCGUUUUUGCCCUUCGAACUGCUGCUCACUGGAUAUUUUCUGUUUUUCUCACCAUUCUCUGCAAACUCUAGUUGUGCGUGAAAAUCACAGGAGAUCAGCAGCUUCUGAGAUAGUCAAACCACCCUGUUAGGUCUACCUAAUAAAUUGCUCAAUGAGUGGAUAUGCUGUAUGUGUGUGGUAUGAAAUACAAAUACAUUCCCUUCAAGUAAAAAAAAAAAAAUCAGAACACAAUGCUUACAAUAUUUUCCUUGGUACAUUUCCCUCGAUUGGUUUAGAAAAACGACUCAAUUAUGAGCUAUGCGCCUGACCUCAACACACGCCUUGAUGGCCAUUGUUUGAACCAAGAUUAUGUAUGCAAAGACACAGCUGUCAGCAGCAGGCAGACAAGCAGUCAGUGUGCAAUGGAGGUUUGUCAUUAUCUAAAGACCAAGGCAUAACAACCUGCAGUAAGGAUUGCAUUGUAAGUAUGCACUCUGGCUAUAGCAACAUCCAGGUCCAGUGGUGUGUGCAGGACUUCUGGUUGUAGCCUGCCCCACUCCCAUGUGCAGUAAUGCCCCCCUCCCCCCUCUCCAUAUCUACACAAAAUAUAACCCGUUCUGGCUACCGUCUGGAAUAUACAUUUUAUUGUUGAGUUAUUGUAUAUCUUUUGUAUCACCCUCUAAUGAACAAUGAAAAAAGACAUUCAAUAAAAAGUUACGUAAA